Messenger RNA from Cavia porcellus (domestic guinea pig), 1949 nucleotides. RefSeq names its product 5', 3'-nucleotidase, cytosolic (gene Nt5c). Gene Ontology annotation, cellular component: mitochondrion. The transcript is spliced from 5 exons. The record is from RefSeq and is a predicted model, not a curated record. Gene Ontology annotation, molecular function: 5'-nucleotidase activity. Gene Ontology annotation, biological process: pyrimidine deoxyribonucleotide catabolic process. NCBI's taxonomy places the organism in Eukaryota, Metazoa, Chordata, Mammalia, Rodentia, Caviidae. Bases 1166 to 1783 code for a protein of 205 amino acids.
GGGAAAACGAAAAGGUUUAUUCAAAGCUAGCUCCAAGGAGAUGAAAGGGCCCAUUUGCCUCAAAUCAUGAUCUCCUCCAGUCCAGGUGUGUAAGGGGCUUUAGGAACAUGGGGGAGGGGAGCGCAGAGAUAAGGCAGCUCUCCAUGGUCCUCAGUCACUUCCUGCCAUCUUCAUCUAAUCCUCUUUCCUGUGGAAAGGACACCAGGCUUCCUCCUCCUGAGCCCGGCACCUGCGUAUUCUGUCAGUUCUUUUGGCCCGAGGAGAGGUGGAGAUAUUGGGUGUGUGCUCAGCAGGAGGAAGUUUGGAGCAGUUGCUUAUCUUAAAAAAAAAAAAAAUCUAACUUUUAAAGUUCCACGUUGGUUACACAUUUGCCACACCGAUUUGGGAGUAGUAGCCAGAUGGCGAACAGACGUCAUUAUAGUCCGUAGGUGAAUAGAUUUGGAUGUAGUCUGAAAACAUGGUGAAGUCAGCAAACUUUCAAAAUGUUCAGCAUUUUCGGGGUGUGGGAGGCAGAAGCUUCUGAUCCGAUGUGAGAUUGUUUCGGAGAAAGCAAGGGCAAUUCUGAUUCCCGGAGCCGGAUGGAAAUCGCCUUUCCAAGUGGAAUCAGACUUCAGAACAACGCUGGCUUAAGCGUCGGUCUCUUUGGAGCUUGACUCACACUCCAGUUGUGUUCCGCAGAUCUGUUUACUUCAGUAACGAAGGGCCCCCGAUUCAGGCGGCGGUAGGUGCUCCUUCAAGCAGCAGGAGCUCCGCCACAGAGACGGCAGAGCUCACAGUGGCCCCGGACUGCAGAGAUGAAUUCUCAAGUGCGGAGCCAGCCCCACUGGAUUGAGGAGCUGAAUCUUUAGAAGAUGCUCCCCAGUAUAUUAGGUCGCCCCUUGGAAAGUCUGCUCCUAAUAACUAUGUGGGAUCAGGGGAGGAUAUGUCUGCUGUAGGGACGCAAGGUGGCUCAUGUGGAUCACAAAAAUAACCAACCCUAACCCGUCAGCGACUCGCCCCACGGCUUUAGGAGGCUUCCCGCACGCGCGGAUUGGAAGACCUCAGCCCGCGUCAGAGGCGUUCCCCAGGCGCUCUAUGCAAAUUAACCCAGCCGAGCCCCGCCCAUCGGCCGAGGAGGGAAGUGGCCAGUCCCAGCGAGAGGCUCCCUUGUGCGCGCCGCACGGCCAUGGAGUCGCGACCAGUGCGCGUGCUGGUGGACAUGGAUGGCGUGCUGGCCGAUUUCGAGGCCGGCCUGCUGCGGGGCUUCCGCUGCCGCUUCCCGGAGGAGCCUCACGUGCCGCUGGAGCAGCGCCGGGGCUUCCUGGCCCGCGAGCAGUAUCGCGCCCUGCGGCCGGAUCUGGCGGAUAAAGUGGCCAGUGUGUAUGAAGCCCCGGGCUUUUUCCUAGACUUGGACCCCAUCCCGGGGGCCGUGGAAGCCAUGCGGGAGAUGAACGACAUGCAAGACACCGAGGUCUUCAUCUGCACCACCCCAAUACUGAAGUACCACCACUGUGUGGGCGAGAAGUACCGCUGGGUGGAGCGGCACCUCGGGCCCCAGUUUGUAGAGCGCAUUAUCCUGACGAGGGACAAGACCAUGGUCCUGGGGGACCUCCUCAUUGACGACAAGGACACCAUUCGAGGCCUGGAGCAGGUGCCACGCUGGGAGCACAUCUUGUUCACCUGCUGCCACAACCAGCACCUAGCUCUGCCUCCCACCAGGAGACGGCUGCUCUCCUGGAGUGACAGCUGGAGGGACAUCAUAGACAGCAAGCGGGGAGCUGCGAGGCAGGAGAGAGAUCUGUAGUGGAUGGUGCUGCCGGGAGGGGGCCAGGUCACUCCUGGCAGGCACAACAGGACACACCCUCAGUCCCCUGGUACCUCCCUCAGUGGUCCCCCAGCAUGGCUGGCACGGAAUCACAGUGACAAACAUCAGGCAAGUGUGUUUUAAUAAAAAAAUUUGGCUCUCUGGU